CUGCAUCUCAAGCAUAUAAAUAUAACCCUUGAAAAAUUGAAAGAGGGGAACCAGGCUUGGAAGCUCGAAAUCCAUGGAGUUCUUAGAUGAAUAUGAGAGCAAGCCUAGGUUCAUGUUCCAAUCCAAGCAUCUCCCCGAUGAAUCUCUUCACAAUUCCUCCUCCUCCUUCUCUCUCUCUUCUCUCCACAAGCCCACCCUCUUCAUUUCCCUUUCCCUCUCUCUGCUCCUCUUCUCCCUCGCCCUAAUUCACUUCAAUUUCGAACCCCUCAAAUCCCUCUUCCUAUGGCUCUCCCUAUCCCUUCUAAUCGGCCCCUUCGCGCCCCCCUCUCUCACCGCCGGCGACAUCCGCGUCGGCGUCGGCCCGCCGCUGGAGGAAAUCCCCGCCGCUCCGAUUGAAUUCACCGAAAAACCUAGCAGAAAAUCGGCAAAAUCAGCCAGGAAAGCAUCUGAAGAAACCGAGGGGAAUUUGGGGAAUUCGAACGCGAUCGAUUUAUCUCGUUCCGAUCUGCCCAAGCAGCGAUCCGGCAGAUCGUCAAUUGAGGCGGUGGUUGAGGCCAAGGCGGAGGAGUGGGGCGAGGGCGACGACGAGAUGCUGAAGAAGCUGAUGGGGAAGCACCCGGUGGGGAAGCCGGGGCGGUGGGAGGCCAUAGCGGAGGGUUUCAAGGGGAGGCACAAGGUGGAGACUGUGAUCGCGAAAGCCAAGCACAUUGGAGAGAAGAAGGGCAGCGAUCAGGAUUCUUACGCCAAGUUUCUCAAGGAUCGGGAGAAGAGGCAUGUUGAGGAGGAGGAUGCGAUGAAGGAGAGCGGAUGGAGUGCCACGGAGGAUCUAGCAUUGCUCAAUGCAUUGAAGGCGUUUCCUAAGGAGGUGGCGAUGCGGUGGGAGAAAGUUGCGGCUUCUGUUCCGGGGAAAACCAAGGCUGCAUGUGUUGCCAGAAUGGCCGAGCUCAAGAAGGAUUUUCGGACUUCUAAGGCUUCUGCCCAACCUUCUUCUUAGGAUAUGUAUCCAAUAAGGGGAUUUGAUGGACAAGGGUUUAAUACAGAUCAUCUGACUAUAUCAUAUGCUUGGUCUUCUUGGUCAAAUGUAAGAUGUGUAUUGAAUAAGGGGGUUUGAUGGAUGAGGGUUUAAUACCAAUCAUUUGACUGUAUCAGAUGUUUGGUCUUCUUGAUCAAAUGAAGGAUGUGUAUUCAAUAAAGGGAUUUGAUGGAUAAGAAGGGUUUAACAAAAUCUGUUCGCUAUAUUAGAUGUUUGCUUUUCUUGGUCAAAUGUAGGGUAUAUAUGCAAUAAGAGGUGCUCACUUUUAGAGUUUUAGUGAAAGAUUCAAUCAACGUUAUGAUUGAGUACUGAAGGAUAAACUGAUAAAAGAAGCUUACUUGUUCGGUCCAUCAAUCCAUCAAAGUAUGUCGUGGAUUAGCCUAUAAUUUUUUCUAUCCAUCCAUCUAUCUAUCUAGCUAUCAAGAUAUGGCAUUAGCAAUUUGCUGCAUUUGCUUUUUUAUAAACUUUUCUCUUUUUUGGUUUUCAUUGUUUUGUAUAAAGUUGUUUGUGCAUUCAUAAUUAUUAAAAUAGUGAGAAUGGUCAUAAGCCAGAACCUAGCAUAAAAACAA
Salvia splendens (bonfire salvia) is the source of this 1602-nucleotide messenger RNA. RefSeq names its product Duplicated homeodomain-like superfamily protein (gene MAMYB). Gene Ontology annotation, molecular function: ribosome binding; Hsp70 protein binding. Bases 74 to 994 code for a protein of 306 amino acids. Gene Ontology annotation, biological process: regulation of translational fidelity; 'de novo' cotranslational protein folding. Lineage: Eukaryota; Viridiplantae; Streptophyta; Magnoliopsida; Lamiales; Lamiaceae. The transcript is spliced from 2 exons. The record is from RefSeq and is a predicted model, not a curated record. Gene Ontology annotation, cellular component: cytosol.